Molecule: messenger RNA, 4240 nt
Organism: Betta splendens (Siamese fighting fish)
Lineage: Eukaryota; Metazoa; Chordata; Actinopteri; Anabantiformes; Osphronemidae
Product: formin-like
Exons: 18
Coding region: 584-4042 (1152 amino acids)
Biological process (GO): actin nucleation
Cellular component (GO): endoplasmic reticulum membrane; cytoplasm; actin filament
Molecular function (GO): microtubule binding
Source: RefSeq, a predicted model, not a curated record
GCUCCUCCUCUGGUCACUUUCUGCUGCUAAAGACGCUGCUGACAUCUAGUGGACACUGAGUUCACAAACGCUAAGUCAUUUACAGUAGGAAGCAGUUCAACCCAUGGGCCCAUCACUUUCUUGUCUUUAAGGUUCACCUGUCCUUGCUGAAGGUGUCAGUGACUUUAUAAUCUGCUAGCUACCUGCUAACAGCUGUUGCUCAGAUUAGCCGUGAGCAUCAUGCAGCUCAGCGUGGCGCUACUGACCUAAAUAGAGGCAGCGUGUGGCCUGAGGGCAGAUGUCAGGUGCCACUAACACUUCCAGUAAACAGGACUGAACCCAGCAUCUGCUGACCAACUUCCCCCAGAACCUGCACGAUCCAGAUUAGCUGCACUGAGCCCCACCGGAUGAACCAAUCAGCAUAAAGCAGGACUUAAGAGGCGGCUCUGAUUGGACGAUGCUCCAGUCAGUCACUGUGGGCGGACAGGCUGAUCUGGACCAGUCUGUGCAAGUGGUCCGAGCAGUUUCCUGCUGCUGAAGGAGGAGAGGAAGGAUUUUUCUACCUGUCAGGAUUCUCAAGUAUCACUUCACCACUUUACUUUGCAUGUUCAUCAGCGAGAGGAGCGGCCUCGCCCCCAUCACAGCCUCUCUCUGCUUCCACCACACACCAGCCCCCCAGUGGGAGGACCCAAUGGAGCUUCAAGCCCGCAGGCUGGUCCUCACAGGCCUGAAGGAGACGCUCAAAGCUGCGGGAGGCUCCUCCGAGGUCCGCUGGCUGCUGCCCCGGGCGAGCAUGGGCAACCAGCAGGGCGUCAAACCCGAGACCCCCUGCUACGGGCGCACGAGGAGCAGGGACGCGUCGCCCAAAUCCCCCCGGAGCCGGAACCCUCCAAAGAGGAGGAGAACCGCCCAGGGGAUACGCAGCCUCAAGGUCCGGAUGACAGCCCGGACCCGGAGGAGUCGGACCCAGCUUCAGGCGAAGCCCUCUCCUGCUGCUUCACCCAUGGAGGAGAACAGUAGGCGUUUGCAGGAGGCGGCAAAGGGUCAACAUAGUCUGGACUCAGACUCAGACUCCUCAGAGUACGACAACGACGCGUACUCAGGGUGCGUCUCAGCACACGGAGCGGCGCAGGAUGCCUGGGGGAGGCUGGGGGAGACGGGGGUGAGGGUGGAUCAGCGGGUCGUGGGGCAGGACGCCUCCUGGGGGAGGCUGGGGGAGACGGGGGUGAGGGCCUCUCAGCGGGUCGUGGGGCAGGACGCCUCCUGGGGGAGGCUGGGGGAGACGGGGGUGAGGGUGGCGGCCCAGCGGGUCGUGGGGAAGAUCGAGGAGGUGGAGGAGAUCAUCCGCCGGGUGAGUGUGACCAGUUCAGCGUGGAUGAGAGGAUGCGGUCCACAGAGAAGCAGGGCUGGACAGAACCGGGACCGGCUGUCCAGCGACGACCAGGUGGUCCAGGAGCUUCAGGCUCUGGUUGAAGCCAUGAACCACAGUCUGCACCAGAUGCUGAGGAUGGAGGACAGCAACUGUCUGUCUGCUGGUCCGGUCGCCAUCGCCUCCUCUCUGCCUCCGUCUCCUCCUGGAGACCUGGAUGUUUCCCCCUUUGAAAGCACGACCUCCACCCUUCCAGCGCCACUCCUGCCCCGUAUGUGCAGCCCUGAGACGAGCCCGCCUCAGAACCCCAGUGACCCGAGUGAAGCAGGGAGCUGUGGAUGUGCAGCACCAGAACCUCUGCUGCUGUCAGAUGGAGCUCUGCAGAGGCAGGAGGAGACCUGGCAGCGGGAGGUGGAGGAGUCCUUCUGCAGAGCGCCUCAUCCGUCCACACAGAAGCAGGAGGAUGACGUCACCGAGUUCAGGUCGCCCACCCCUGGAGACGGAGAGGAGCGAACCCCUGGACGGCUCCACACCGUCUGGCCUCCGCCCAAGGACGAGAAGGUUGGACUCAAGUACACAGAAGCAGAGCACCAGGCUGCUCUCCUGCAGCUGAAGAGAGAAUGCAACGAGGAGCUGGACAAGUUAAAGGACGACCACGUCCAUCAGCUCUCCAGACUGAGGCUGGAGAACGAGGACCACGUGGCCCGGCUGGAGAUCAGGCUGGCAGAGCUGCAGGUCCGACUGUCCCAGGCUGGAGCCCAGCGACGCCGGGACCACAGAGACGCCUCCGUGUCCACCGGCGACGACGUUCCACACAAGUCCCUCCGCUCCGUCUGCAUCCAGACGGACAGGGAGACCUCCGUCAGGGGCUCCGGGGACGAGGAGGCGCCUCAGCAGCAGAAGCCCAUCCCUAAGAAGCUGGACCUGGCUUCUGUCAGCCUUGGCCUGGCUGCUCAGAGGGAGGACAGCGAGUCCUCGCCUCCUCCUCCGUCCUUGUCUCCUCCUCCGUCCUCGUCUCCUCUUCCGUCCUCGUUCCCUCCCCCGUCCUCGUCUCCUCCUCCGUCCUCGUCUCCUCCCCCGUCCUCACCUCCUCCUCCAUCCUCGUCUCCUCCUGAAGCCUCGCUGCCCCCGUCCACACCUCCUCCACCUCCUCCUCAGACUCUACCACCCAGCCCCCCUCCUCCCCCACCACCACCUCCUCCUCCAUCCACGCCGGGCCUGGGCCCCCCACCUCCCCCUCCUCCAAAUGGGUGGUUCAUGGGGGAUAAAGCCCCCAGAAAGGCGGCAGUGGAGCCGUCCCGACCCAUGAAGCCUCUUUACUGGACCAGGAUCCAGAUCCAGGACAACACCAACACCGUGUGGAACGAUCUAGAGGAACCAGACAUAGUGAACACCGGUGAGUUCGAGGACCUGUUCGCCAAAGCCGGCGCACAGACCAAGAGGAAGCCGCUGUCACAGGCCUACGAGAAGAAAACCAAAGCCAGGAAGAUCGUGAAGCUGCUGGAUGGGAGGCGCUCUCAGGCCGUGGGCAUCCUCAUAUCGAGCCUCCACCUGGAGAUGAAGGACAUCCAGCAGGCCGUCCUGACAGUGGACCACUCCUCCGUGGACCUGGAGACCAUUGAAGCGCUUUAUGAAAACCGAGCGCAGCCGGAGGAGCUGGAGAGGAUCCGGAAGCACUACGAGACGGCGGGGGCGCGGGAGGUCGAGCUGCUGGACAAGCCGGAGCAGUUCCUCUACGAGCUGGCUCGGAUCCCGGACUUCGCCGGCAGAGCUCGCUGCCUCAUCUUCCAGGCGGCCUUCGAGGACGGACUCGCCUCCAUCCGGCGCAAGCUCAGCACCAUCUCCGCUGUUUGCCAGGUUCUGCUGCGGGGGGACGGCGUCAGGGACGUGAUGGCGCUGGUUCUGGCUCUGGGGAACUACAUGAACGGCGGCAGCAGGACCAGAGGACAGGCGGACGGCUUCGGCCUGGACAUCCUGCCCAAACUCAAAGACGUGAAGAGCAGGGACAACCGCAUCAGCCUGGUGGACUACGUGGCGUCGUACUACCUGCACCACGUGGACCAGCCCGCUGAUGCUGUGAUUGGAUCCCACCAGAACGCCGGCACGGACCAGAGCACAUUCCCGCUGCCUGAGCCGCAGGACGUCUUCCUGGCGGCGCAGGUCAAGUUCGAGGACCUGAGCAGAGACCUGAGGGAACUGGGCCGGGACCUGACACGAUGUGAGCGAGACGUUCAGAAGGUUUGCUGCGACGCGCCGGAGGAACACCUGCAGCCGUUUAAGGACAAGAUGGAGGCGUUCGUGCUGUGUGCGCGAAGGGACCACGCCGACACGUCCUGUCGCCUAGCAACGGCACAGCAGAGCUUUCAGGACCUGGUUCUGUACUUUGGACUGAAGCCUAAAGCCGGAGAGAAGGAGGUGACGCCUGCUCACGUCUUUGUGCUCUGGUUUGAGUUCUGCGUCGACUUCAAGGCCCAGUGGAAGAGGGAGAGCAAGAACAUCUCCAAAGCGAGGCUGAAGGAGGCCCAGCUCUUAGUGAAUCGACUCACGGCCGAGAAGAAGGUGGAAACCAGGAAAAUCAACCCAAACAGUCUGAAAGAGCGGCUGCGACAGAAAGAACGUGAGGAGCGCGACUCGCUGCACGGUCGUUUCAGCCGCAGUCAACUUUUCCUGGCUCCCAGUUUGGAUCAGACUUGAUGUCGGCGCCGAUGCCAAACCAGCGUUUCUGAGCUCAACACACAGCGUUUAGUCACUUUACAGCUUCAUGUGAAACCUACAGUAAGAAAAAGUAAUCAGGUUAAAAGAGAUCGGAUUAAGAGGCAAGAAUAGAAUAGACUGAUGCUUUCUGUAUUAAGACUCAUUUUACAUUCAUGUGUAUAUUUUACCUUUUACAAU